GCGAGUGAGGUGGGAGGGGCGGAGGCGGGAGGCGUGCUGGGCCCCGGCGGCAGCAGAGGCAGUGUCGGCCGCUGGCGGUGGGGGGAGCCGUGCGGUUCCGGCUGCCCCGGCGAGGCGACCUCUGGGCCCGCGCCGCGGGCGUGGAGGACAGGUAGGCGAGCGGGCAGCCGCGGCUCCGGGAGAAACUCGGGCUGCGGAGUCCCCUACGGCGCCCGGUGCGCCGCUCGCACCCUCGGCCUCCAGCGUUGAGGCGGGGGAGGAAGGAGAUGCCGACCCAGAGAGACAGCAGUACCAUGUCUCACCCGAUCGCAGGCGGCGGCGGCAGCGGGGACCAUUCUCACCAGGUCCGGGUGAAAGCCUACUACCGCGGGGAUAUCAUGAUAACACAUUUUGAACCUUCACUCUCCUUUGAGGGCCUUUGUAAUGAGGUUCGAGACAUGUGUUCUUUCGACACCGAACAGCUUUUCACCAUGAAAUGGAUAGAUGAAGAAGGAGACCCAUGUACAGUAUCGUCCCAGUUGGAGUUAGAAGAAGCCUUUAGGCUUUAUGAGCUAAACAAGGAUUCUGAACUCUUGAUUCAUGUAUUCCCUUGUGUACCAGAACGUCCUGGAAUGCCCUGUCCAGGAGAAGAUAAAUCCAUCUACCGCCGAGGUGCUCGCCGCUGGAGAAAGCUUUAUUGUGCAAAUGGCCACACUUUUCAAGCCAAACGUUUCAACAGGCGUGCUCAUUGUGCCAUCUGCACUGACCGAAUAUGGGGGCUUGGACGUCAGGGAUAUAAGUGCAUCAACUGCAAACUCCUGGUUCAUAAGAAGUGCCACAAACUUGUAACAGUUGAAUGUGGGCGGCAUUCUUUGCCACCGGAACCAAUGAUGCCCAUGGACCAGUCAUCCAUGCACUCAGACCAUGCACAGACAGUAAUUCCAUAUAAUCCUUCAAGUCAUGAGAGUUUGGACCAAGUUGGUGAAGAAAAGGAGGCAAUGAACACCAGGGAAAGUGGCAAAGCUUCAUCCAGUUUAGGUCUUCAGGAUUUUGAUUUGCUACGGGUAAUAGGAAGAGGAAGUUAUGCCAAAGUACUAUUGGUGCGAUUAAAAAAAACAGAUCGUAUUUAUGCAAUGAAAGUUGUGAAAAAAGAGCUUGUCAAUGAUGAUGAGGAUAUUGACUGGGUACAGACAGAGAAGCAUGUUUUUGAGCAGGCAUCUAAUCACCCUUUUCUUGUUGGGCUGCAUUCUUGCUUCCAGACAGAAAGCAGAUUGUUCUUUGUCAUAGAGUAUGUUAAUGGAGGAGAUCUAAUGUUUCAUAUGCAGCGACAAAGAAAACUUCCUGAAGAACAUGCCAGAUUUUACUCUGCAGAAAUCAGUCUAGCAUUAAAUUAUCUUCAUGAACGGGGGAUAAUUUAUAGAGAUUUGAAAUUGGACAACGUGUUGCUGGACUCUGAAGGACACAUUAAACUCACUGACUAUGGCAUGUGUAAGGAAGGAUUACGACCAGGAGAUACAACCAGCACUUUCUGUGGUACUCCUAAUUACAUUGCUCCUGAAAUUUUAAGAGGAGAAGAUUAUGGUUUCAGCGUCGACUGGUGGGCUCUUGGAGUACUAAUGUUUGAGAUGAUGGCAGGAAGGUCUCCAUUUGAUAUUGUUGGGAGCUCCGAUAACCCUGAUCAAAACACAGAGGAUUAUCUUUUUCAAGUUAUUUUGGAAAAGCAAAUUCGCAUACCACGUUCUUUGUCUGUAAAAGCUGCAAGUGUCCUGAAGAGCUUCCUCAACAAGGACCCAAAGGAACGAUUGGGUUGUCAUCCUCAAACAGGAUUUGCUGAUAUUCAGGGACACCCAUUCUUCCGAAAUGUUGAUUGGGAUAUGAUGGAGCAAAAGCAGGUGGUACCUCCCUUUAAACCAAAUAUUUCUGGGGAAUUUGGUUUGGACAACUUUGAUUCUCAGUUUACUAAUGAACCUGUCCAGCUCACUCCAGAUGAUGAUGACAUUGUGAGGAAGAUCGAUCAGUCUGAAUUUGAAGGUUUUGAGUACAUUAAUCCUCUUUUGAUGUCUGCAGAAGAAUGUGUCUGAUCCUCCUUUCUCAACUAUGCAUUUUGCUUGUGUUGCCAUUUAGUGCAUGGAUAAACUUGUUACCAGCCUGGAUACAAAGAACCAUUUUAUAUUUUUCACCUGCAAAAAAAGCACUCAGUAUAUUCUAUUGUUGGCUGUAAGAGUCAAUUAUUACAUCUAAGUUUAACUAUGGAAAAAAAAUGAAACUAGUUUGCAGACAAUCAUGUCAAAAUUUAGUUACACUGGUAAUCCAGCAACCUACUGAUGAAUAAUAAAGUUGUCUUUUUUGUUUAAAGGAAAUACUGACUAAAAAGAGUAUCUGUUGCAUUAAGGCACAUGGUGGGAUUACAUCAUAAGCCUCCCCUGAUUUUUGUCAUACUCAUGAAGUCAUUUAAGUGUCUAAUUUUGGAAUAAAAGAGUAAUGCAAAAUACAACUUGUUAUAUUACCUAUUACUUUCUGAGUUCUGUGUGUUUAAAAAUUCAGCUGUAAAUUUUAUCAUUGCCUUAGCAAAUUAAAUUAUUGAUUUUUAAGGCAGCAAUUAUAAAUUGGUAAUAAAAGAUGUUGCUUGCUUAGAAUGAGGGAAUACAGAUUCUCCUUGAGGAAGAAAAUAGGCACAUUUUAUUAAGAAUCAGAUUCCAAAUCGUUAGCUGUUUUUGAAAAACUGAUUCAAGUGAUUUCUUUAGUAUGUUAAGGGGUUAGUGUCUGAGCUUGUCCCUGUAGCGGGAACUUUAACUGGAGUGUUAAUAAAUGUAGUUCAAAGAACCCAGGAUGCAGUUAAAUGGAACACUUCUCAGUAUAUAAAGAGGAAAAAAUAGAAACUUAAAAUAGAUACAGAAAAGUGCAAUGGUAAUAUUAAUUUCUUAUUGGACAGUAAAUCUCACAGUCGCUUUUUGUGAUUUGACUUAAAUAAUAAGGAAGCACUCACUUGCUACCAAAUGUAAAAGCAUUCCAUUAUCCAGUGGACACAGAAUGUAUACUAUUUUUUCCUUAUAAUUCAGUAUACAGGAAAAUAAUUUAUCUUCCAAAUAGUGUCUGAACCAUGCUUGUUUCUUCCCCAAACCACAUUAUCCAUACUUUCAGAUCCUGUUUGUGGAGUCUUCAAUGAAACUCAAGAAACAAUAAUAAACAUGAAUAAAUCUUCAGGAUAUGCACGUACACUCACAUUCAUCACAGUUCCAGCUCCUUAAGUGAGUUUUUGUUAAGUAGGUAACACAUGUAAUCAGAGUAGAAUACAUUUCAGGGGCAGAGUUCUUCAGAUUAUUUUUUAUUAAUAUUAGUGUUUAACAAUUUAUUAUUUAAAGUGAUACCAAUGAUAGAUAGCAUCCUUCUGUUGUUUAUUUAAAAUUUUUUUUUAUGAAAAGGGACUUAAAAAAUAACCAUGAUCGUUUAAAUUACUUAUAAUUGUCCAAUGUUAGUAAAAUGUAACUUUUAGGAAAGCUAUCUAGCCUUAAAUUUAGAAUGAUUUAGAAUAUGUAGGCAUUUAAUAAAUUAUCUCUUUUUUGGGGGCACGGGGAUGCUGCAUUUCAUUUGAAAUGUAAUUUUUCCAAAGUUUCUGGCCGUGUACUCUCUUUUCUUUGAAUAGCUAUGUCUGAAAGCAAUGAAAACCUCCAAGGAAAUGUUUAUAUAAUUUACAUGUUUAUUUAAGAGGUAUGUAUGUUUCUCUUAAGACCUGAAACUUGUUUUAAAACAUAAAGCAAUAUUCACUUCAAAUCAUAAAUUUAUAGAAAUUUUUGACAUAUCAGAAAUAUGUUUAUCAUCUUGCUUUUAAGUGGUACUGUUUCCCUUAGGGCAUUCGUUCUCAAGUUUUAGAAUGUGGAAUAAUCACGCAGCCAGUGUGUUUAAUAUGCACAUUACUGGGCCUGCCUUAGAGUUCUGUUGGGUCUUUGGACCUCAUUUUGAGAAACAUUUUUUUGAGUUUUUCUUUUAGUUUGUCCUUAGUUACAUAUUAGAGAGAGUAUUCAUGAUAAAACAUUUUGAGAAGGGGUGGACAGUUACUAUCUUAUCUACAAUUUUAAAUGAGUUUUGAGUAAAUGACUUCUUCAAGUUAGAUAUCUUCUAAAAAAAUAAAUCCAUCAGUUUUCUAUCAAUGUUACAAAUGAUGAAACAUUUUUCUGUGAUGAGGUUUUAACCAUUAUUCAGGGUGGCCUUUUUUUUAAUAUUUUUUUUUUAAAAAACUAAUAAGAUUUACUGUGUAUAUUUUAUACAGAAUUGAAUUACAAAUAUGUUUUAAAUUGUAUUCUGGUUUUUGUAGUCCUUAUGUGCCAUGCCAAUUCUUUUUAUAUUACAUAGAAGUUGUUUCAGAUUACUCACCAGGGGACUAAGGCAAUUGACAGAAUGGUUGGAAUUUUGGUAUUCUAAGAAAAAAUUUAUUUUGUAUAAGCAUGUAUGUGGUCAGAUCAUUUUACGUGUAUGCAGCCUGAAAUGCAUAUCAGGUAUUAUGCUUGUUUAGUACCUGUACAUUUACUUUUAAAUUUUGUUUUGUUUUGAUUUUUGUCAUGUAGAAUACUGCCUUGGUAUAAUGUGAUCUGUAUUUGUGUACCUUUUUUUUUACUUUCAAAUCUUUAAAUAAAAUGUUUAAUACUCA
This is a messenger RNA of Balaenoptera acutorostrata (minke whale), 4624 nucleotides long. RefSeq names its product protein kinase C iota (gene PRKCI). Bases 267 to 2060 code for a protein of 597 amino acids. The record is from RefSeq and is a predicted model, not a curated record. Gene Ontology annotation, molecular function: diacylglycerol-dependent serine/threonine kinase activity; ATP binding; protein binding. The transcript has 18 exons. NCBI's taxonomy places the organism in Eukaryota, Metazoa, Chordata, Mammalia, Artiodactyla, Balaenopteridae. Gene Ontology annotation, biological process: protein phosphorylation.